AUGGCUCUUAUCAUGACCGCGGUAAAGGAGGGUGCGGUGGUUGCCAACCACGUACAAGUCACUUCUCUCGACAAGAAGGAUGGCAAGCUCAGCGGCGCGAAAGUCCGCGAUGUCCUUACCGGCAAGGAAUUCAACGUCUCUGCGAAGGGGAUCGUCAACGCGACAGGCCCCUUCUCCGACUCCUUGCUCACUAUGGACAACCCCGACCACAAGCCCAUCGUGCAGCCCUCCUCCGGAACCCACAUCACGCUCCCCAACUACUACUCUCCCCGCACAAUGGGCUUGCUUGACCCUGCUACCUCGGAUGGCACCACGGACACACCCGCGGAAGUUUCGACGGCGCCUCGGGCGCAGGAGGAGGAGAUCCGGUGGAUUCUCGAGGAGUGCAUGGUCCGGACUGCGCCCGCUCGUGCGCAAUCCCAACGCGGCGAGCACGAGGGCCUUGUCCGCAAUCACAUGAUCCACGUCAGCGAGAGCGGCCUCCUUACCAUCGCGGGCGGGAAGUGGACGACCUACCGCGCGAUGGCGGAGGAGACGGUAGACAAGGCCAUUGAGGUGUUCAACCUCAAGGACCGGACCAAGCGUGGGUGCGUCACGGAGCACCUGCGGCUGAUCGGCAGCGAUGGCUGGAGCCGGAACAUGUUCAUUGGGCUCGUGCAGAGGUACGGCCUCGAAACCGAGGUCGCCAAACACCUCUCGGACAACUACGGCGACUGUGCCUGGACCCUGCUCUCGCUCGCUCAACCCACGGGUAAGGCGUGGCCUCUUCACGGCAUCCGCCUCUACCCAACCUACCCCUUCAUCGAGGCAGAAGUCCGCUACGCCUGCCGGUACGAGUACGCCGAGACGGCGAUCGACGUCAUCGCCCGCCGCUGCCGCCUCUCCUUCCUCAACGCCCAAGCCGCGCUCGACGCCCUCCCGCGCGUCGUCGAGAUCAUGGCCGAGGAGCGCCGCUGGCCGCGCGCGCGCGUCCAGGCCGAGCUCGCCGCCGCGACCGAGUUCCUGGGCAGCAUGGGCCUCAUGCCCGGCGCGCAGCCGCGUCCCAUCUCCGACGCGCCUCACGGCGUCGUCGACACCGUGCUUGGCGGCGUCGGGCUGGGCAAGCGCGCCCACGCGAAGCGCCAGGCGCACGAGCUCUUUUACUCGCGCGCGCAGUUCGACGCGGGCGAGGUCGAGCGGCUCCGUGGCGCGUUCGCGGCGGAGGCAGAGAAGGAGCACCCGGGCGCGGAAGCGGAGGGGACGGUCGCGAAGGCGGCCGCGUUCGAGCUCGUGAAGGGCCUGCCCGGGUUCGAGGGCGUGAAGAUGAAGGACUACGAGUACGUGCUCGAAGAGGCGGGCUUCACCGCCCAGAAGGAGCUCGUGUUUGACGACUUCGUCGAGAUCUGCGCGGAGCUGCGGGAGUGCUGUUCGCGCCAUCGGUGA
Epithele typhae is the source of this 1422-nucleotide messenger RNA. RefSeq lists its product as uncharacterized. The transcript has 6 exons. Bases 1 to 1422 code for a protein of 473 amino acids. Gene Ontology annotation, cellular component: mitochondrion; glycerol-3-phosphate dehydrogenase (FAD) complex. The record is from RefSeq and is a predicted model, not a curated record. Gene Ontology annotation, biological process: glycerol-3-phosphate metabolic process. Gene Ontology annotation, molecular function: glycerol-3-phosphate dehydrogenase (quinone) activity. NCBI's taxonomy places the organism in Eukaryota, Fungi, Basidiomycota, Agaricomycetes, Polyporales, Epitheliaceae.